Molecule: messenger RNA, 477 nt
Organism: Rotaria socialis
Lineage: Eukaryota; Metazoa; Rotifera; Eurotatoria; Philodinida; Philodinidae
Source: the annotation of a GenBank genome assembly
AUGCUGUUCGAAAUCGAUCAUUUUCUAUUGGAAUUAUCGAAAUUAUUUCAACAACAACGCAUUAAAAAUGCCGGUUCAUUAUCAUUGACGAUGAAACGAUACGACGGACGAACUAAACCAAAAACACAAUUAACAAAAAAACAAAGACUCGAACAGAAAAAUAUUAAGUCUAAAGUGUUAUCAUCAUCACCAUCAACAACGGCAUCAAAUGACUCGAUUGAAUAUAAGUGUCUUGUACGUGCAAUAUAUGGCUCAAAAAAGCUAUCCACUGUUGUGUCCAGUAAAGAUAUGAAUCGUUUUCAAUUAGCUUAUGCAAAUUUAUUAAAAGCGAAUAUGGAUACACUGAAGAAAAAAGCGAAAGAAAGUAAAGCAACGACACCAGGUCACACAUCGACUAGUAUGAAUAAUAACAGUCCAUCAUCACCGGUGUCUACACAACAAAAAAAAGCAUCAACAACACCAAACAAAAAGAAAUAA